Messenger RNA from Aspergillus tanneri, 807 nucleotides. RefSeq lists its product as uncharacterized. The transcript has 6 exons. NCBI's taxonomy places the organism in Eukaryota, Fungi, Ascomycota, Eurotiomycetes, Eurotiales, Aspergillaceae. Gene Ontology annotation, molecular function: oxidoreductase activity. Bases 1 to 807 code for a protein of 268 amino acids. The record is from RefSeq and is a predicted model, not a curated record.
AUGAAUAGAUCGCCACACGUUAACCCGGUAGAUUUGAAAUCGGGCUUUGGUGAAGGUGUCGCAAAGCUGUUUGCCGAAGAAGGCGCCAAAGUCCUUCUAGCAGAUAUCAACGCCACGGGUGGCGAACGUGUCACCGCUGAGAUCAUUGCUGCCGGGGGUCAAGCUGAGUUUGUCAAAACCAAUGUCACGAUUGAGACAGAUUGGGAAAACGUGCUCGCCGUAGCUAAGGACAAGUUCGGCGGCCUCGACAUUCUCGUCAAUAAUGCUGGUUGGACGUACCGUCUCAAGGAUUCUUUGACCGUCACCGAAGCUGAAUAUGACCGCAUUUUCGACAUCAAUGUUAAAGGCAUAUUCUAUUCGGUCAACGUUAUCGUACCGCACUUCCUUGCGCAAGGUAGUGGCAAUAUUAUCAAUAUUGGAUCUUGCAUUACUGCUCAGCCCGGUCCUGGUCUUCUCUGGUACGGCGCCACAAAGGGAGCGGUUGAUAUGAUUACACGUUGUCUUGCGGCGGAGUUUUCGGCCAAGGGGAUCCGAGUAAACGGCGUUUCGCCUGCAAUGGGCGAUACGGCUCUAAUGGGUGACUUCCUCGGGAAAGAUCCGACUGAUCAGAUCAGGCAGUCGAAGUCAGCCGAGGCACCCUUGAACAGGCUGUGCACUCCUAUGGAUGUCGCCAAAGCGGCGCUCUACUUUGCCACGCCUUAUUUUAACGACUUCCAAACCGGCAUUCUAAUUCGUGUGGAUGGAGGAAACUACAGCAAACUGCGAAAUCUCUUUGGAUUCAAUGGUGACUUAAAAGGCUGGUAUUAA